Molecule: messenger RNA, 3092 nt
Organism: Bemisia tabaci
Lineage: Eukaryota; Metazoa; Arthropoda; Insecta; Hemiptera; Aleyrodidae
Source: RefSeq, a predicted model, not a curated record
UGAUAACUGGAGGCCCAGCAGCCACAAUGCAGCGCAGUUCGGUAGUUUAUGGCCAUGCCAACAUGCAAAGUUAUCCGGUGUUUAGUCUGUUUAGUUUCCCUCUCACCCGUGUUUUUGGUUCCAUCCCUUGCUACUCCAAUCAAGAUCAAAGAAACGAGCGAGGAUCUGAAAUCCCUCAGGGAGCGGGUAGACGAGCCAUUGACCAGCAACGGGCCGAAACCAGACCAUAAAGGCGACGUAGAGGACAGGUUCAAAGAGUCACCCUUCAAACGACUCCGGAACCGAUCGGAAAAUCCGGAACCCGGAAUCUCAUCGUCCACCAGCCUCGCUACGACAAGAUCGAAUAAUGAGAGGUCAUUCGAAAACUCACCGUCAACUACACCCUCAACAGUCGUGUCCAAGUCGCUCGGGAACUCACCGUCAACCGGUCUCUCAACGAUUGCAUCGAGGGCUAAAAACUCUUUCGUCCGCGCUGUUAGCUCGAUCGUAAAACCGAUCGACGACAAAGCUAAGACGGCUGUGAGUGGGGCCGGUCUCACGUUGGGUUUCCUUAGUGGGAUCACUUCGGAAUUGGGCCGGAAGGCGUACAAUUGCAUGGUGCGGGUACACAACGCGAACAUCGACAACCUUAGCAAGCUGCGCAACCUGGUGGGGAAAGUCGGAAGCUCGGCCGUGGACUUGGGGGCAUCCGGGGUCACGGAGGCGGGCAACGUCCUGGACGCGGUGCGGCGCGAGGAGAAUCGGAUACUGACCGGGGUCACGGAGAAGAUCCCCGUGGUGCGCCAUCUGGUGGGGCUGCGGAACGUCGUCGGACUGGCCAGGACGAGCGGUAUCCAGGCGGCAGCGAGCGCCGUGAAGAGGCUGGGAGACCUUGCUGUCAGCGCCGUGACGUUGCGGAAGACCGAGGAGGUGACGGUCCCCACGGGGGGCAUCGGGGGAUUUCUGCGGAAGAUCGAGGGACUCUCCGGUUCGGAUUUGCUAACGGUUGGUUUGGCGUUGGGGACGAGCAAGGGGAACGUUGAUACUUUGAGGAGGAUUGCCUCGACGACUGGUCCGGAGUCAGCUUUUAAAAUUGGGGAGGCGAUCGGUCGCCAUAAGUCUAGCCCACGGGGGAAGUAAAGCUCGAGUUGGAACCAGAAACGAAUAGUCCGCUCACCGAAUCACCAUAAGGGAUCCCUUAUGGUGAUUCGUCAAGGUUUCUGAUGUGGUCAAACUGCAGUCUGGUUGUUGAAAUUGAUAGACAGAACAAUAGACAAAAAAGACAUAAGGAGUAUGGAGCGAUCGAUCCUGUUGGUUGAAAUGAGAGGUUCUUAUAGACUAGGGGAAAACAUGAUGGACUAUACAGAAAGGGUCUUCCGUGGGUUCCCGUUAGUUAGCCUACUAUCUACCGCUUUUGUCCGCAUUGCAACCACCCCCUAUAUAGUUAUAUCCCUAUAUCCUUCUAUAUCGUUUUUGUCUUCUUGGUCUAUCGCUUUGUCUACCAAUUUCAACAAUUCUGGCUGGUGUUGGAUAUAUCGUAUUGAUUAUGUCAAAAAUCUGGGUAGAUUUUGAAUUUGUAUCCAAGAAGGACAAUGAGCCCUGCGCAUAAGUCUAAAAAAUCAUUCUAAACAAAAAAAAAUCAGCACAAUUUGGAGAAAUGAAAGCAAAAUCCUGUUUGGAGAAAAGCCUCGCAUUCGAUGCAGAAAUCGAUAACUGACAUUUCAUAAAUCUGACAUAUUGAUCAGAUUUUCGACUAAAUCGAUGCGAUAUCGCACGCCAGUUCGACCACGCAGGAAACCAUGACGAAUCGCCUCAAUAACUUUUAGGUGGAAGAUGGAAACUUAGGAGAUUCUACAUUCCCUUAUGGAUAGUUGUUAUAAGGCAGCAACAGUCAUCUAUGUUUCUGUUAGCCGUUGAGUUCUUUUCUGUCGGCUUAUGAGCUUUCGGUGAUGCAGUGAGCCAGACUAUGUUGACAAAAGCUCUGUUCUUAGGAUAAGAAUGAGAAGUCUAGAGGAGUCUUAAAUUUUUCAAAAUCAAAUUUUUGUAUUGUUCUGCUCGCGAUCAACGUUGAUCAAAAAACAGAGGUGCCUUUAAAUUUUGCUGUGGAAACUCUAUACUUGCAUCUAUGCCCCACUUUUAUCGGAUUAUUCUGAUUGUAGAAACUGAGAUAAAUUGUCCAGUCAAUCCAGUAUUUUUCUGGAAAAGUCAAGAUAUAUGUAGAAGGUUUGUUAAAACCACUUGAACGAUUUUUACUUCAAAUUUUAGUUUUCUCUAACAGUAGUUUUACAUUCUUAUGUGAGAACUUUUUCACUUGUUUGUGCAAAUCUGCCCUUUUUCCCUUUUCAAACUCUAUAGUGCAAUUAUUUUCUUUACUGGCAAAACAAACUCUGUCUCUUUACGUCAAAAUUUUCCUCCGAUGUACGUGUCUUUCUCACGGUGAAAAUUUACUUGCAUUUGCUUCUGCUUCUUGUUUUCAUUCAAUUUAUCCAAUGUUGUAUCAUCGUUUCUAAUCUUGCUAAACAUAAUGCGGUCGCCGCGGAACGCAUAAUGGCGCCUACGAGAGUGCAGAAAUACUUCACGCAUUGCGCCUGGCACAGUGCGGACGCUGGUUGGCGCGAUAAAGCAUUUAUUAGCGCCUACAAGACAGUAAGAAUACUUCACGCAUUGUACGUUCAAUACAGUACGCGCUUUAAUCGUUAAAAAUUCAUAAUAUCUCGAAGCUGGACCUACCGCCAACCACACCAUUUCCGACCUACCGAUUUGCGCACCUUAAGCCUGCAAUCCCAGGAUAUAUAGUUCUGAAGAACAAGUUCAGUUUUUUGUAAAGCUUUCAAUUGAAAGGUGUUAACUUGUUUUUUAAAACUACAUAAUAUAUUCUAGUUUUAGACCCUAAUUUAUAUACUCCUAUGUCGACGAAAUAUUCGCAAUUUCUUCUCAAAACAGUGAUGGCGUUUAGCGAACUUGUGAUAAUGUUUUUCAUCGUUCUCAAGUUUUCUCGGCUCAAAAGCAUAUUCUGCUUCAGUUAUUCUCUUGUAGAAACAAAAACGUAGGUUUUCAGAACAUCUCUCUAUGCUCCGAAUAUUAUAAUAAUAAAUCUACUCUUGUUCAAACCA